Molecule: messenger RNA, 1551 nt
Organism: Histoplasma mississippiense
Lineage: Eukaryota; Fungi; Ascomycota; Eurotiomycetes; Onygenales; Ajellomycetaceae
Exons: 4
Coding region: 1-1551 (516 amino acids)
Biological process (GO): retrograde vesicle-mediated transport, Golgi to endoplasmic reticulum; endoplasmic reticulum to Golgi vesicle-mediated transport; Golgi localization
Cellular component (GO): COPI vesicle coat; cytosol
Source: RefSeq, a predicted model, not a curated record
AUGGUCAUCCUCGCAGCGUCGAUAUGUACUCGAGGGGGCAAAGCGGUGCUCUCGCGCCAGUUCCGUGAAAUCGCCCGUUCCCGGAUAGAAUCGCUAUUGGCAUCAUUCCCGAAGUUAGCAGAUUCCGGCACGCAGCACACCAUCGUCGAACAAGAUAAUGUCCGAUUCGUCUACCAGCCAUUGGACGAAUUAUACAUUGUCCUCAUCACAAACAAGCAGUCCAACAUCCUCCAAGAUAUAGACAGCUUGCAUAUUUUCGCCCAGGUCGUCACAAGUAUUUGCAAAAGUCUCGAUGAACGGGAGAUAUUGCGGAAUGCAUUCGAGCUCCUUAGCGCCUUCGAUGAGCUUGUCACUUUGGGCUACCGGGAAAACCUCUCUUUGUCACAGAUAAAGACGUUCCUUGAGAUGGAAAGUCACGAAGAGAGGGUGCAGGAGAUAAUUGAAAGGAACAAGGAACUUGAAGCGAGCGAAGCGCGAAAGCGCAAGGCAAAACAAUUGGAGAUGCAGCGCAAAGAAGCUGCCCGCAGCGGUCGUGGCGUGGCCCCACGAGCCCCAUCUUAUCCAGUCUAUACCCCGCCGACUCGGCCAACACCUUCUGAGACCCUCGACUCAUAUGAGGCGGAGAAAAAGAAGACUUUUUCUAAGCCAAUGGCUGUUAGGGGCAAGGGAAUGCAGCUUGGGAAGAAAUCGAAAGCUACCGAUAUCUAUGAGAAAGUUCGAAGCGAUCUCGGCCCUGACGCUGAAGACAGACCACUGGUUUCCCCGGCCCCUGCACAGGCUUUUUCAGAAAAUGUGGCUCAACCGCGCAGCUCUUUAUCCGUCGACCGCGAGCCUAUCCAUGUUACUGUGGCUGAAACCAUUUCCGCCAAGCUUUCCCGCGAUGGCUCAGUGAAGUCAUGGGAGAUAAAAGGCGAUCUUCAACUGCGUAUCACGGAUGAUACAUUUACAAAAGUGAAGCUUGGAUUAACAGCCAAUCCUACUCAUGGAGCUGUUUUCCGUACCCACCCUAAUGUCGACAAAGCGCUAUUUACAAACUCCAAAGUCAUUCAACUCCGUGACCCUUCAAAGAGUUUCCCUCACAAUAUUUCAAUUGGAGUCCUUCGAUGGCGCGUCACCGGCACAGACAACACAGACGUUCUUCCAAUUACGUUUACCGUUUGGGUAAACAGAGGCACUCAAUCAAGCACGGUUACCAUUGAGUACGAGCUCAAUGGUUCGGAACCACUACGAGACGUGGUUGUAACAAUCCCUUUCGGUGCUGUCGAGCCUACCGUGACGAAUUAUGACGCUGUUUAUGAAGUGACUGGAGACAGCCUGGACUGGAACAUUGGUACUGUCAACGAAUCGAAUGUCUCGGGCAGUUUCGAGUUCGAGUCUGAGGACCCCAACAGUGACGAGAAUGAGUUUUUCCCGAUGACCGUCAAGUUCCAAAAAGAAAGUCCCUUCGUGGAUGUUGAUGUGCAGUCAGUAUCGCUUAUGGAAAUGGAUGGGCAGGCUGUGAAUUUCUCGAAGGACUUCAAGACGGUUGCGGAUGGGUAUGCGGUUGAAUAA